Messenger RNA from Benincasa hispida (wax gourd), 1656 nucleotides. RefSeq lists its product as uncharacterized. The record is from RefSeq and is a predicted model, not a curated record. Gene Ontology annotation, molecular function: zinc ion binding. NCBI's taxonomy places the organism in Eukaryota, Viridiplantae, Streptophyta, Magnoliopsida, Cucurbitales, Cucurbitaceae.
UAAUCGAAUGGUUAGGUGAGUAUUCAAUGUUAGCGACAAACUUAAAGACAUUGGUAAGCGUCACUUGGUGAUCUAUUUCCAUCAACAAGAUGUUUGAUGAAAGUGAAAGGGCAUUUUGCAUUACAUAGAAUGUCAUCAAACGUAUGGAAUCAACUGAGAACAUAGAUUCUUGUGUAUUGUAGCUAACAGAUCUUCCAGAACCUUUUUCUUUUUCUUUUUCUCUUUUUCAAUUUUCAAUUUUUUUUUUCAAUUUUUGUUUUGUAAUUUGUGUCCCCCCCACCACCCCACUUCUUUCUUUUUCUUCCCAGUAAUUUCCUCUGAAUUCUCUGGUGACCAUUGCACGUUUCUGUUCAUCUUUACAGUCCUCACUUCCGUUCAAGCCCUCCAACAUUAGCACAGACCUCUGUCUGUCGGACCAUUGUUUUAUUCUUUACCAAAUCCUCUUGUUUUUAACAGAACCAUGAGUUCUAUUAUAACUUCCUCUUCAAUUCUAUAUUGCAAACUUUAAUUAAUGGAGUUGAAGGGGUGUUACCGAAUCCAAUAACCCACUUCUUUAAAUGCCAAAGUUCGGAGAAAUUAAUUGGAGCCGUCGUUGGUUGGUUCUCUGAUAUGUGCUUGGUCUGUGGUGGAAGUGGUUGUGAAAGAGUUUUAGCUUGUGGGUUAAGAAAAUGGGGCCGCAGGAAGUUUCCCAGUCCGACAUUGAUUUGGAACAGGGGAAUCAUCGGCGGUCUGUCAGCGGUAGUGACUUGAGCGCCGAUUGUAGCGUCUAUUUCUCUGACGCCGACGAGGGUUCGUGUUAUUCUCAGUUUUUUUCGACCAACGGUGGCUCUUACGAUGAGUAUAGGUUUGCUUUCGUUUCUCAGCCGGAGGUUGGGGUUGUUUCGGAUUCUCGGCGAGUUUCGUCGGUUUCGGAUCGUUCGGUGGAGGUUGAAAAUGAAAAUGGGAUUACUGAAAUUAAGGUGCAUUCAGCUAAAGUAGAGAGAGAUUGUAGGAUUUGUCAUUUGGGUUUGGAGAGUAAUAGCCAAGAAUCUGGAAUCCCAAUCGAAUUGGGUUGUUCAUGCAAGGAUGAUUUGGCUGCUGCUCACAAGCAUUGUGCUGAAACCUGGUUCAAAAUCAAAGGAAAUAAGACAUGUGAGAUUUGCCAUUCCAUUGCACGGAAUAUUCUCGGACCAAACGAGGUUGAGUUAACAGAGCAAUCUAAUGAAUCCAACAACGCCUCCUCGACAACUACAGUUGCUGCAUCAAUUCCUUCAUCAGACAGCCAAAGCUUCUGGCGUGGGCAUCGGUUUCUGAAUUUUCUACUUGCUUGCAUGGUCUUUGCUUUUGUUAUAUCUUGGCUGUUUCACUUCAAUGUGCCCUCGUAAACAUAUUGCCUAGAAGUAAGUAGUAUCGAAGACGGGGGGAAAUCCGAUUAAGGAACUUGCAGAAUUUGCAGCUGCAAAAGACCCUCCAGAGAAUUGCCUACAGAGUGUCCAUAACUUCAUAUAGAUUAUCAUCCUAUACACAUGUACCUAUCCCAACAUUCCCCACAAAAGUUCUUUUUUUUUCCACUGCACUUCCAUUCAAUUCCAAGUUCUAGAGAAAUGUGGUUCAGUCGAGAACAUCCUUGAUGAUUCUGAGUUUUCCAACGAGCAUCAUCUCUCAUUUUUCUUACUA